Entrophospora sp. SA101 is the source of this 1533-nucleotide messenger RNA. Lineage: Eukaryota; Fungi; Glomeromycota; Glomeromycetes; Entrophosporales; Entrophosporaceae. The record is from the annotation of a GenBank genome assembly.
AUGAAUUAUGAUAAAAAUAUUGCACGUAUCACCUGGUCCGGACCUGCGGAUGGUAAAGAUGUCAGUGGCGUGAGAGAUGUCACAAAAAUAUAUUAUUCAGUUUUGAACGCACCUAGUAUUAUUUUAGUUUCUCAUAAACCAAUUGUUAAUGAUGAUGAUAAUAUUGCAAAGGUGGAAUUUAUUGAUCCUUGGGAUAUGAUAGCCCCUGUUUAUAAAAUUCAAUUUGUUGAUAUUUAUGGAGAUGAUCAACCCAAAUCACUUUUAUCCUAUUGUUUGAAAUCUUUAUAUUUAGCAGAAGAGAUCGAGGCACCAGAUUUAAUGAAAUUGAUUGGAAUAUGGCUAAAUUUAAAUAAUAAGAUUGUUGAUGAGAUUUGCGAUGAAUUAAAUAGUUCUGUUUUAUAUCAAGGUGCAGUUCCGCCAAUCCCACCAAUUCCACCAUCAACUUACAACUUUGAUAGGCCAAUGAUUCGGUUUGUCUCUGUGCCCAUUGAUAGGGUAUCAAUAUGUGGACCAAUUCAAGAAUUUUUAAAUCAACUUUAUGAUAUAAUGAAUCCAAAACCUGUGGUUCCAACAAAUCAAAUUCUAAUACCAGUUCAUGAAUUACAACUACCAAACAUUCUAGAAAAAUUUCCUUACAUUACUAUUCUAGAUUCAUCUUACUCGAUCCAAGCCAUCAGUCAAGUUUCUCUUAGAACAGUAGUUUUUCCAAAACUUUUGGGGUUUUCUUAUAAACUAUCUUUAGGAAUUAAAGUCACUUCAGCUCUACGUACAAUUUCACCUUGGACUACACAUAUUGGUGUAGGUCUUUGUAACGUGUUUGAUAAAUUGGAGAUCGACCAAAAUAUAUUAAAAAUUUCCAAAGAAAUUGCUAGUAUUGUUUCAAACGAAAAAGAUUUUGACGUUGCGAAACAUUUAAGCUGUAUUAUUAGAUCGGAUAUAGGUAACUAUGAUUCUGCGGAUGAUAGUGGUGGUAGCAGUAUUGAUGACAAAGAAAAAAUUAUUAUUUGUGCUGCUUUAACUGAAAAAGAUGAAAAUGGUAAAAUUGUUGUGGAAAAGGUUUUUGAAUUGAAUACAGAGGAGAAACCACACCCACAAAAUGUUUUGGCACGUUUUAAUUCAACUGGCGAUCAAUUACUUGGAUUUGUUAUAAGAGAUUUUGGUGGUGUUAGAUUUCAUCAAGAAACAAUAAUAAAAUCCAUAGGUCAACCAAUUGAUGUAUUAGAAGGAAGUGUUACUCUAGCCAAAGAUCUACAAACGGUUUAUGAUAAACUAUAUCAUACAUUGAUAAUGUGUCAUAUUCAUCGUUUAAUAAGAUCAUUAGAUUUACAUUAUUCGGGAAUUGGAUGGAAAAUCAUACGUGAGCAACUUUCCGCAAUGAUACCAAGAAAUCAUUUACUUUGGGAAUUAUGGAUGAGGAAUGAUAAAAUUAAUUCAAAAUGUUUCCUAAGAAUGAAAUGCGAAUCAUUAUAUCGUGAUUAUAUCCUAAGACCAAAUCCAAAUUUAAUAUUAUAUAAAUCUGAAGAGGCCAAAUAA